AUGGAUAGCAUUACGGAUACUGGGGUCGAAAUCAAAGACAACUUCGCGCAAUUGCUGAUUUUGGAAGCGACGCAGGAUGAAGAAUUGGUCGCACUGGAACAUCACGACAAGCGGUGGGGCUUUUUCAUCGGCAAGCACGUGUUGACAACAAAAGAGUUCCCAUUCGAUCUGGAUACAACUUCAGCUGCAUUGGUCACUCUGAAGAAUUCAAAGGAGCAUAUAAACACCAUGCUUGAUGAUAUGCUUGACUUUAUGAAUAGUGAGGGGUCAUUAUGGUACGUACACGCCAUGUAG
Penicillium cinerascens is the source of this 294-nucleotide messenger RNA. RefSeq lists its product as uncharacterized. NCBI's taxonomy places the organism in Eukaryota, Fungi, Ascomycota, Eurotiomycetes, Eurotiales, Aspergillaceae. The transcript is spliced from 3 exons. The record is from RefSeq and is a predicted model, not a curated record. The coding region runs from base 1 to 294 and encodes 97 amino acids.